Molecule: messenger RNA, 3600 nt
Organism: Symbiodinium necroappetens
Lineage: Eukaryota; Dinophyceae; Suessiales; Symbiodiniaceae
Source: the annotation of a GenBank genome assembly
AUGACAAGCACUGAUCAUGAUGACAACUGGGAUCUCAGUCCAGCUUCGACUCUAGUGCGUGUGGCGGCCAUCAGCCGGCCGAGCCUUGAGCAGCCUCUUGAAAUCUGUGUCGAUACCGCUGCCGAUGAGUCUUGUCUCCCGUUGAGCUUCGGUCGCGUUGGAUCCCGUGCUUCAGGUGAACCACCCUUGGUUGAUUGCCAAGGCAAUGCCAUCCACACCAAAGGCAGUAGGCUGGCUACGCUUGAAGCUUCAGGGGUUGAGCUGAUGGAACGCUGGGUUGUUUCUCCGGUUGCUCAGCCGAUCUUAGCUGCGGGAAAGAUGAUGAAACAAGGUUGGAGGUUUGUCGACUUUGAUGAUCUUGGCAUGUGCUUCACCAGCCCUGGCCAUGAAGCUAGGAUUCCUGUGGGGUACAGCAACAACACGCUAGUGUGCAGCGGCGUAGUGCGAGCCAUCAGCGAGGCCGGGCCCUCCCAGGUUUGUGCCGUGAAAGUGCGACUGUCUGGGUUGCUGGACCGCUUGCUUAAUAAUGCCGAGUACUUUCAGGAGAUUGCCCCCGGUGUGCAUGCCACAACCCUCACUUCUCAGCACCAUGUUGACUUGGGCCUGUAUCUUCCUUACGAAGGCCUUGCGUAUCGCACCACGUUGGUGAAAGCUGAUGGGGACUGGGUUCUUUCAGAGCUUUCGUCUUCCAUUGCAGAACUAGAUGACGCAACCAGCCAGGUCGCUGAGCAUGCUGUGGAAAUGAUUGUGUUCGGGCACCGGGAGCCCUUGUCUCCGAGUGAGCUAGGCUUCGUCACUGACAUUCCCGCGCUUGAUGCACCUGCCCCUGCUCCCAGAGACGUUCCGCUUGACCCUUUGAUCGAGGAUCUCUCAGGAGAGACCGAAGGGGCUGCAGUUGAAGGAGCCGGCGGGGCUCAAGCUGAGCCACCGGGCGGGGACAGUGAGCGUGCUGACGCUGCUAUGCUUGGAGCGCUCGCUGAUGAGAGCGAGUCACGACGUGACACGAUCGUUGUCGAUGAUGUGGAGCUGAGUCUUAACAGUACCUUGUCAGUGCUUCGCCGAGCUUGCCAGAGCUUGGGGAUAGGAAAGUCAGGAUCCAAAGCAGUUGUGUUCCAGCGGUUGUGCAAUCAGCUUGACCGGCUCAAGUUGAUUGAAGCAAGUCGUGCCACGGAGGUUCCGAAUUCACCUGUGCCCCACGUGCCGGCGGCACCAAAGGAACCUACGCCAGAGCAGAGACGGGCCCACGAAGCCGUCCAUGCCCCUUUCGAGGCUUGGUGCAGCCACUGCGUAGCCUUUAAAAGCCGCGAUGAUAUGCACAAGGCAGCGAGCAGCGACCGCAAGUUCCCUGUGAUAUCUUUCGACUACGGCUUUACAAGCCGAUCUGAAACCGACGGCCCGCAUGAAAAGCUUACCUUUCUGUGCCUCCACGACUCAGAGAGCGGCUGGCGCGAAGCGCUGCCGGCUCCGGCCAAGGCCGGUGUCCACGACGGCAUCAACGUAACCAGCUAUUUGGCCGCGGAAAUAUGUAGGUUGCUUAGUCUGCUUGCAUAUCCGAAUGUGGUGCUUCAGUGUGAUCCUGAACCAGCAUGUCUCAAGCUGCGCGACGAGGUGCGCCGCAUGCGAUCGCAGAUGGGUCUGAAGACCACAGUUCGUCAGACGCCUGAAGGCAGUCACGCCUCGAACGGCGGCGCGGAGGUUGCUGUCCAGACGCUUCGGCAGCAGGCCAACACCAUCUUGGCGAUGUACGAAGCGGAGACGAAACUUAAAGUCGGGACGUUCCACCCUCUACAUGCCUGGAGUCUUCGCCACGCCUCAUGGAUUUUGAAUCGGUUUGUGCUCCGACCAGGCGGCCUCACGCCCUUUGAGAUAAUCCACGGCAGGCCAUACCAGGGCAAGGUGGUGCCGUAUGGUGAGACGGUGAUGGGGUUGGUUUCGCCAGGUCCCAAGGGAAAGCCCCGAUUCAUCCAGGCCAUCAUGUUGGGGAAAUGCGUUCCGAACGAUGAGUUUAUCCUGUGCUCAGGAGCAGGCAAGUUGAUGCUUGCACGGACCAUCCGUCGUCUUGCAAAUGGAUUCACCCCUGCCUUGCACGACAGUGUCCGCGACUCCCCGUGGCGCCAUCCUGGGUUCGUAGCAGGUUCCCUAGGUAGGUCCCGGACCCAACGCAAGCCCAAUGUUCCUCCCGUGAGUGGUGAGGUAGCCCCUAGUGCAAGGGAUCAACUUGGUGGGGUUUCAGAUGUGCUUGCCGAGCUCACAGCCCCACCUGAGACUGGCCGAGAACUUGAGGAUGAUGGUGACUACAGCCCAUCGCAAGUUGCUGGCUCUGACUCAGGGUCUUCCGAGUCAGCUUCUCGUGACGUUACUGCCAGCCCUGCUGCUGAUGCUUUGCUAGGGCCUGACCUGUCUCUGCCCACAGCUUCUGCCCCCGCUGCCGCUGCAGCAGGCCCGCAUUCUGCGAUGAUAGAUGAUCAAGGCAAUGCCGAUGCAGGGGACCCGAUGCAGGUUGACGCUGCCAUCUCCGACGCAAGAGAGCAUCCUCCACCAAUUGGGGAUGAAGGCAGUUCUGGUCCCGAGCCCAAGCGUGCAAGAAUUGCAGCAGCCACCGUGUGCGGAGUUGAGUACCAUCAUGCUGAUGAUGACUUCGAAGCAGCAUUCUCUCCAGAGGACAUUGAAGGCAUCAAUGAUCUUGAUGAUGUCGGGUCAGAUGAUGGUGAUGAAGGUGAGAAUGACUUAUCGCCUCCUGAAGAGCUGUACCGGCCCUUCUCGCCGCAUGAGCCUUCCUUGAGUCCCGAUGAGCUUGCAGCUCUCGAUGCUUUGUGUGAGAAGCAUGAAGUCGACCGGCUUAAAGCCAUGGGUGUGUUACACCAGCUUGACGGUGACAUUCAAGAUUGCAAAUCCCUUACAGUUAAGUUCGUGCAUACGUGGCGGCCCAAGGUGCAUCCCUCUGGCCAUCCAGUGUGGUUGAGGCGAGCACGGCUCGUCGCAAGAGAAUUUCGAUUUAGGGAUCCGAUGCGCGAAGGCUUGUAUAGCCCGGCGUCGCAGACAAUCUUGAUAAGACUCCUCCCGAGCUUGAACAUGUCACGCCAGGGGUAUGUGUUGUUGAGCUGUGAUAUCUCUGAUGCUUAUCUGACUUGCGAGCAGCCAUGCCGCACCACAGUGUCACUUCAUAACACUAAGUAUCUCUUGGCAUACAUGCUUCCAGGACAGCGCGACGGGAGUGCGGUUUGGUUUCGGACAUUCACCAACCAUUUGAUUGCUGAGGGCAACAUCACACUAUGGCCCGGAUGCGAGGCACUCUUUUCGCUUCGCAACCGCUCCGGCGGUGGACUCUUGCAUGUUGAUGACUUGCUGGGUUCAGGGGAACAUGAAGAGCUUCAAAGGCUUGCAGCAGUCAUAGAGGCCAAGUACAAGUGCACAAUUGAAUGGUUGGUGCGCGAAGGUGACAGCCUACAUUUCUUGAAGCGCAAGCAUAUUUUGGCCCGCGUGUCGCUAUUCCGCUCGUGCAUAGGUCAAGGUAUCAAGGCCCAGUGCGAUACCGGCGCUGACAUCCUCGAGCUGUUUACGGACAGCGACUGGGCGAGCGACCGCACCACUCGCAAGAGC